Molecule: messenger RNA, 1719 nt
Organism: Micromonas commoda
Lineage: Eukaryota; Viridiplantae; Chlorophyta; Mamiellophyceae; Mamiellales; Mamiellaceae
Exons: 2
Coding region: 1-1719 (572 amino acids)
Cellular component (GO): cytoplasm
Molecular function (GO): oxidoreductase activity
Source: RefSeq, a predicted model, not a curated record
AUGGCGAGCGCGGCGGCGAGCGCCACCGUCGCGCGCGCGGUGACGUUCGCGUCUCCGAGCGAACGCCUCGGCGCGUCUCGCGACGGUCCCGCGCCGCGGCCACCGCGCGUUCCCCGGCGUCCACCGGUCUCUCCGCCGCUGGAUGGAGCGAGGCGAUGGGUCCUCGGCGCGCGCGGUGGGUCUCGCGCCGCCGCGACCGCCUCCGACGACGGCACGCCCGGCGACCCCGAGCCGUUUAAGAUCGCCAUCAUCGGCGCGGGCUUCGCGGGCGUCGCGGCGGCGUACCAUCUCAUGUUGCGGUGCGCGGAGGGUCUCGACGACAGCCCCGCCGCCCCGACCGCCACCGCCGACGCGCUCCAAACGUCGCGUCGAAGGCCGGUGGAGGUGCACCUGUUCGACGAGAAGGGCAUCGCCGGAGGCGCGUCCGGCGUCGCCGCGGGCCUCCUCCACCCGUACACGCCGCGGGGAAAGAUCAUAUGGAGGGGCGUCGAGGGCGUCGCGGCCACGCUCGCGCUCGUGGCCGCGGCGGAGGAUGCCGAGAGGAGGCUCGACUCGGGAGCCGCCGUCCUCGACGACGACGACGGGGCCGGUCCACACGAUCGACGCGGCGAGUCGAUCGCGUGGCGACGUGGGACCGUGCGUCCCGCGAAAAACCUCAAACAGGCUCGCGAUCUCGCCAAGUUCGCCCCCUCGAACGCCGAAGGCGGAGGCGUCGCCGUCGACGCGGCUACCCUUCGAGCCAUCCUCCCGGGUGUCGCCGUCCCGGACGAGGUCGAAGACGCUACUCUCUCUAGUGUUGAUGGCGCUAAUCUUACCGAUGAGCCAUUCGACACGAAAGAGAUGGCGUCCAAGGUGGACACCGACGGGACCGGGGCGUCGGGCGUAGGGGACCCGAGGGUUAGAGGGACGAACGCGAGGGAGCGGAGAGCGGCGUCGCGGAAAGCGUCUGCGCCCACCGCCGCCGCGCUGCACAUUCCCGGCGGCGUCGUCCUCGACUCCGGUCGGUACCUUCGCGCGCUGUGGAACGCGACCAAGCUGUUGGCGUCCUCGACACGAACCCCGCGCGGGUCACGCGCGGUACUCCGCGUGGAACGAGCGGUGCGUAGCCUGACCUCGGACGAGCGCGUCGGCGUCGAAGGCGGCACCUUUGACGCGUGCGUCGUGGCGUGCGGAGCAGCCGUCGGAUCAAUCGCCGAGCUCUCCGUUGGACCGAGUGGGUGUGUCCUUCCGUUAUCCAACCAAGGGGGGCACGUCGUGGAACUCGUGCCAAAGCCCGGUUCGAUUGCGUCGCCGUGGGACGAACGCGCGCCGGGGAUACUCGGCGCUCCGUACGUCGCUCCGUUGGGCGUCGGGCGUUUGUUAGUCGGCGCGACGAAGGAGUUUGGCGCCAGCUGUGCCGACGCGAGGCGCGCGGGCGUCGUCGAUCCGGGGUUGGACGAUGCCGCGCAGGAGGCUGCGCGUGCGCUCGUCGCCGACGCGUCCGUGACGUACCCGCCGCUGAGCGGGAUGGAUGUGGACGUGGUGAGGUACGGCGUGAGGGCAAACCCGCCGAGGACGCCCGCCGGGUCGCUGCCGCUGAUGGGGAGGAUCGAGGGCAUCGGCGGGGACGGGGACGGGGACGAAAAGUCGGCACCCGGGGACGGGGACGGGGACGGGGAGGCGGGUCGUCGCUCGUGGUGGUUCGUCGGGGGACUCGGCGCGAGGGGUUUGGUGCGGUGA